Corylus avellana is the source of this 504-nucleotide messenger RNA. RefSeq names its product large ribosomal subunit protein eL38z/eL38y. The record is from RefSeq and is a predicted model, not a curated record. NCBI's taxonomy places the organism in Eukaryota, Viridiplantae, Streptophyta, Magnoliopsida, Fagales, Betulaceae. Gene Ontology annotation, cellular component: cytosolic large ribosomal subunit; ribosome. Gene Ontology annotation, molecular function: structural constituent of ribosome. Gene Ontology annotation, biological process: translation; protein-RNA complex assembly.
GAAUUAGGGUUUAUAAGCCUAGUACACUUGCGGCGGCCUUGGGGAGCACUCUGAUCUGCUCUUCAGCCCCAGAUCUCUUCUGCACGAAAAAGCGAAAAUGCCAAAGCAAAUCCACGAGAUCAAGGAUUUCCUAGUUACUGCAAGAAGAAAGGAUGCACGCUCUGUCAAAAUCAAGAGGAGCAAGGAUGUGGUGAAGUUUAAAGUUCGCUGCUCCAAGUACCUUUACACUCUCUGUGUCUUUGACAAUGAGAAGGCUGACAAGUUGAAGCAAUCCCUUCCUCCAGGUUUGAAUGUGCAAGAACUGUGAAGCAAAUGAGUUGCUUUCAAAGAUUUUUACUAGUGCCUUGAGAAGUUGAUAUAUAUUUUUGUUUACCCCGUAAAUUUUGUAACUGCGUUGUUAGGCGGUGAGAACCUUGCCAUUUCUUUGAGCAUGAAUUUGUAGACUGAACAUGAUGGUGUGUUUAUUAUUUUUAAUUUAAUGAAUGAACUUCUCAGUUAUGCGAA